This is a messenger RNA of Drosophila ficusphila, 3125 nucleotides long. RefSeq names its product vacuolar protein sorting-associated protein 33A (gene car). The transcript has 2 exons. The coding region runs from base 251 to 2098 and encodes 615 amino acids. Gene Ontology annotation, biological process: intracellular protein transport; vesicle-mediated transport. NCBI's taxonomy places the organism in Eukaryota, Metazoa, Arthropoda, Insecta, Diptera, Drosophilidae. The record is from RefSeq and is a predicted model, not a curated record. Gene Ontology annotation, cellular component: CORVET complex; lysosome.
AACGGGAAGAUUAUUGGUCACACUGCAGUGCGCAGGCGCGGGCCUAAAUCAGCUGUUAUUGAACGUUUACACUCGCGGCCCUGAUCUUCUGCAGCCGAAAUCCGUGGGCGUUGCAGCAGCAGCCCCAUCAACGCACCGAGUCGAGCCACCCAGGAUACACGGACACAGGUACGCGAUCCCAACAACCAACAGGAAGGCACAGAGCACUCGCACGAAAAAGCAUUUGCACUUGUUUUUUCGCGGCCGGAUCAUGUUUCCCAACCUCAAGGGUCACGGCCAACGGGUCAACCUGCAGCUCCUACAGGAGGCCGCCUGCCGCGAAUUGGUGCAGCAGCUGGAGCACAUCGAGGGCUCCAAGGUGAUUGUCCUGGACGAGGCGAUGAUCGGUCCCCUCGAUCUGGUAACGCGACCAAAGUUGUUCGCCGACCGGGGCAUUCGUUUGUUGGCGCUCAAGCCGGAGCUCCAUUUGCCGCGCGAAGUGGCCAAUGUGGUGUACGUAGUGCGCCCGCGGGUAGCGCUAAUGGAGCACCUAGCAGCUCAUGUGAAGAACGGUGGACGCGCGGCAGCCGGAAGGCAAUACCACAUCUUGUUUGCACCGCGCCGUUCCCGCUUGUGCGUCUGUCAACUGGAGGUCAGCGGCGUACUGGGCAGCUUCGGGCGCAUUGAGGAACUGGCAUGGAACUACCUGCCGCUGGACGCCGACUUGGUCUCGAUGGAGCUGCCCAAUGGUUUUCGCGAUGUUAGCGUAGAUGGCGAUACCAGUUCGCUCUACCAGGCAGCUGUGGGUCUGGUGCAGCUGCAGCGGCUCUACGGACGCAUUCCCAAGAUCUACGGCAAGGGCGAGUUUGCCCACCGGGUGUGGGAACAUGCCAAGCAGCUGGGCCGGGACGAGCGUUCCCUCUACAAUGGCGACAAGGGCGUUAUCGAUCAGUUAAUCCUGCUGGACAGGGGCAUCGACUUGAUCAGCCCGCUGGCCACGCAACUCACCUACGAGGGACUCAUCGACGAGUUCUAUGGCAUUCGGCAGAACAAGCUAACACUGCCCGCCGAGAACUUUCCCUCCGAUGGAUCGAUCAAUAGCUCUGGUCCACGAACGGAGGAAUCUCAGUCCCUGCUGAGCGACAACGAGAAGAAGACCAUCCUCCUGCAUUCCGGGGAGCAGCUGUAUGCGGAACUGCGAAACAAACACUUCAAUGAGGUGACCAAGCUUCUGGCCCGCAAGGCGCGCGAGAUUCACGUCCAAAUGCACGCCACCUCGCAGGACAAGAGUGUGCAGGAGAUAAAGAGCUUCGUGGAGAACCUGCUGCCGCAGCUGAUGGCCCAGAAGAAGGCCACCUCGGAGCACACGGCCAUCGCCGGCCUGCUGCAUGAGCAGGUCAACGCGGUGAGCUUCGCCGACGACCUGGCCGCCGAGCAGGAGUUUAUGGUUUGCGCGGACAUCGACAAGCCGAGCGCCUACAUCGAGGACCUCAUCGCCUGCAAGGCGGAGCUGCGUCGUGUCCUGCGGCUCAUCUGCCUGCAGUGCAUCGCCGCCUCCGGGCUCAAGGAGAAGCUGCUCAACCACUACAAGCGCGAACUGGUCCACGUCUACGGGCUCGAAGUCCUGCUCACCGUCAGCAACCUGGAAAAAUCGGGCCUGCUCCACCAGCAGACCGAGUCGCGGGCCUACAGUGUGCUGCGAAAGACACUGCACCUCACCGUGGACGACAAUGUGGAGGUGGAGCCGAAGGACAUUAGCUACGUGCACAGCUUCUACGCUCCGCUCACCGCUCGCAUUGUGGAGCACUCGCUGAAGCCGCUCGGCUGGCAGUCGCUGAAGAGCCAGAUCAACAACCUGUCCGGCCCCACAUUCGAGGACUUUCAGGCGCAGCUGGUGGGGAUCGGGGGACGGCACACGGUGGGCACUACGGUCAGCGAGGGAUCGCUGUUGAAUGUGCCGCGCGUCGUACUGGUUUGCUUCGUGGGCGGUUGCACUUUCGCCGAGAUCGCCGCUCUGCGAUUCCUUGCCGCGCAGGAGGACAACAAUGUGGAGUUCCUGAUUGCCACCACGAAGGUGGUCAACAAACACUCCUUCCUGGAGAGCCUGAUGAGCUCGUGAGGUCGGCGGCUAAGCCGAUUGGAGGCCCAUCGCCUGUCCAACGACCACGGCCUGGCACGUGGAUGAAACGCGUCGGAGCCGCUGAUUCCGAGACCGAAAAGGAAGGGCAAGCGGCGCACCACGGCGGUCAGGAUUUCGGAUUAGCGUCCAGUGAACGGAAGUGGGAAAGCAUAAAGCAAAAACAUAUAUAUAUAUACACAUACAUAUAUAUAUUUUUCUAUUACGGCAUUUAUUCUCGUAUUCUGUGUACCGUAUAUGGAAAUAUUUAUAUAGAUUGCAUACAUAUAUGCAUAUAUUUAUUUAUAUAUGUUUACUCAAUUAUGUACAUGAAUGAUUCUAGUUGUAAGUGAAAAUGAUUCCAAAUUUAAAUUCAUUAAAGUUCUGUGCAAGAAACUUAUUGUCAAAAUAAAGUAUUUAGCCAAUGUUAUAUUAUAAUGGACGCUAGACCAGCUAAAAAGUUAUUUAAUCGCAUAACCGAUAGAAAUGUAAGCCGGUAAAGACCGAAUCCCUCAAAUUCCUUGCCAAGCGGCUCGCUUUAAUUGUAAUGAAAACGAUUCAAUAUUCUUCUCCAACUAUAAUAUCACUCACCUUUCCAAUGGAUCGAUUGAAUUGGCUGGUUCUCACACAAUACGUAUUCACCAAAUAUUAUUGUUGAACUGAAAUAAGACUGUGCAAUGUGAAUAUUCAGGGGUAUUAAGAAAGAACUACAAAAACCCCAGGGAUUUUAGGAUUGGGCUGUUAUCGAGAAAGUGUGUUAUAUUUUCCGUUUUAUGUAAGCACUCUUUUUUGCUCUCUACAGACAAACCAAACUUUGAAUGCAGUGAAUUAUUAUUAUUGUUCAUUGAACGUAAUUUAUAUUGUCGUCUUAAAUAUGUAAUCAAUAAGGAAUGAGCAUAUAUUGUUAAGGUGCGACUAUAUUUGGUAAUGAAAAUAUGAGGGCAUGAAAUAUUUUUGUCAGAAUUUAUUUAGCUCGAUGUAAAAUGUAAUUAAAUAUUCAGAUUUGAAAUAAAUGAAAAGGAUGUAUGGA